AUGUCGCAGCCGCAUUAUAGAGAGGCGGCAGAGUCGCUGUUAAGUAGUGUAAGCCCACACCAUCGGACGCUAAGACUGAUUCCAGCUCACUCCACGUCACUGAACUUGGUGUCCGAAGAUCUGGUGGCCGGACACAGGCCGCAGGGGAAGAUGUCUACAGUCAGGCGGUUCUUCUGUCUUUUUGUCACUUUUGAUCUGCUGUUCACUAGCCUCAUGUGGUUAAUAUGUGUUAUGAUGCGAGGUGAAACUUUAGAGCAAAUAAUGAAUUCUGAAAUAGUACAUUAUAAUGUAAAGACAUCGCUAUUCGAUAUAGUGAUGGUGGCUAUCUGUCGGUUUGUCGUCCUACUUCUGUUCUACGCCGUACUCUAUAUUAAUAAUUGGAGUAUUAUUGCGUUAUCGACAGGGUGUACAUGUGCCUUGUUAAUAGCAAAAGUAUUUGUGUUUGAUUGGCCUAACGCCGUGCAGCCGGUGUAUGAGGUGUUCCUAAUCCUGACAUCGUUCACCCUGGCGUGGGGGGAGGCGUGGUUCCUAGACUUCAGGGUGCUGCCCCAGGAGUUACAGGCGAAGCAGAUACUGGAGUCUAUAGUCCACCACAACACCUCCGAACGGACUCCGCUCCUGCAGGCCCAAGUUCCAUAUGCAAGUCAGUCCAACUAUGCAGAGUCCACCGUCAAGUGGUUCUCUCCAGUCGAGACUCCGGAGUCCAGUCCACGGCCCAGGCGGCCUGGUGAACAGGUCAUCUUGACCCAGGAACAGAUAGACGAAUAUAAAGCGCAGGCGCAUGAAAGCAUGCAGAAUGCGUGGCGUAUAGUGAACCUGUCGAACUGGAGCGUUGAGAAGAAGGGUGCUAAGGGGGACCUCGUCGAGUCCAAGAAGACUGAACAGUUCGGGAAGGUUUAUAGGUUUACUGGCAUAGUGGAAGCUCCUCCCAAGUUUUUGUACGAAGAGUUUAAAGACAACAUUACCAAGCUACCUGAGUGGAACCCUACCAUAUUAAAGAGUGAACUUAUAAAGGAAGUAGGUCCAGGCGUAGACCUGUCAUACCAGGUGACAGCCGGCGGUGGCCGUGGUAUCAUUGCUCCUCGAGACUUCGUGAUACUUCGGUGCACUGCGCCACUGAACAAGGAAGGGCAGGUCGUGACGACAGACCCGUACAGCUACAUCAGUAGUGGAGUCAGUGUUACUGUGCCUGGGUAUCCGCCGCAUAGGGAUCUUGUCAGAGGUCAAAACAAGGUGGGUUGUUGGUUCCUAAAGCCCCGUACAGUACAGACGCCGGGCGGCAAGAUAGAAACACACACCGUCUUUCAAUGGCUCAUGUGUUGCGAUCUCAAAGGUAAAAUACCUCAGUUCGUGUUAGACGCAGCAUUUGCAACAGUAAUGUUAGACUACAUAGUACACGUCAGGAAAUUCGCAGCCGAAGCCAAAGAGCAGGGCAGGUUUUAA
This is a messenger RNA of Spodoptera littoralis (African cotton leafworm), 1443 nucleotides long. The record is from the annotation of a GenBank genome assembly. Lineage: Eukaryota; Metazoa; Arthropoda; Insecta; Lepidoptera; Noctuidae.